AUGCCGUUGCAGAGGGCUAAACUAGUAGGGGCCUUGAAGAGAUGGAAUUUGAAGUCCCCCAGAUCACCCAGGGAGAGAAUCAAUUGGGAGUCGGGGAUGGUCUUGCCGGAUGCUGUUUCGGACUUCCAAGUUGGCUCCGACGAUGCCAAAGAAUUCCCUACCGAUGUCCACAAAGGAUUCAUAGCUGUCUAUGUUGGACAAGAGCUCCGGAGAUACGUAAUCCCUGUCUCGUAUCUCAACCAUUCGGUGUUCAUGGCACUCUUACAGAAGGCAGAGGAAGAGUUUGGCUUCACCAACAAUGGAGGUAUCAAGUUGCCAUGUGAGGUUGCUGUCUUUGAGCACAUCCUUUGGCUUCUUAAAAACCAAUGA
Amborella trichopoda is the source of this 369-nucleotide messenger RNA. RefSeq lists its product as uncharacterized. NCBI's taxonomy places the organism in Eukaryota, Viridiplantae, Streptophyta, Magnoliopsida, Amborellales, Amborellaceae. Gene Ontology annotation, biological process: response to auxin. The record is from RefSeq and is a predicted model, not a curated record.